Messenger RNA from Rattus rattus (black rat), 6422 nucleotides. It is a transcript of the gene G2e3, whose product is annotated as G2/M-phase specific E3 ubiquitin protein ligase. Bases 176 to 2329 code for a protein of 717 amino acids. Gene Ontology annotation, cellular component: nucleus. The record is from RefSeq and is a predicted model, not a curated record. Gene Ontology annotation, molecular function: ubiquitin-protein transferase activity. Lineage: Eukaryota; Metazoa; Chordata; Mammalia; Rodentia; Muridae. The transcript has 15 exons.
GCAAGCGGAAGUGGACAAAUUUGAAUUCUGCGAGCCGUUGGAUGGGGCUGAGCCGGGUGGGCGUACGACAGCGCUGCGGUCGACGUGAGCGGUAACGCAUCGACCCGGGGACUUACACUCCGCGCCUGGUGAGGACGUGUCCCGGAGGGACGGAGGGUCACGGGCGGCCGGUAAGAUGAAUGAAAAUAAACCUGGUAAUUCACAAAGUCUUGCUUGUGUUUUCUGCCGAAAAAAUGAUGACUGUCCCAAUAAAUAUGGAGAAAAGAAAACGUGUGAAAAAUGGAAUUUCAGUGUCCACUACUACUGUUUGUUAAUGUCAAGUGGAAUUUGGCAGAGAGGUAAAGAAGAAGAAGGAGUUUAUGGCUUCCUAAUAGAAGACAUCAGGAAGGAGGUCAAUAGAGCUUCCAAGCUGAAAUGUACAGUCUGCAAGAAGAAUGGUGCUUCAAUCGGAUGUGUUGUACCCCAGUGUAAACGAAGUUAUCACUUGCCGUGUGGACUUCAGAAAGAAUGUAUUUUCCAGUUCACUGACAAUUUUGCGUCAUUUUGCUGGAAACAUCGACCGGUUCAAGCAAUUACAUCUAAUAAAUAUAGAGACUCUUUACCAUGUACUAUCUGUUUGGAGUUUGUCGAGCCGAUCCCUACUUAUAACAUAUUGCAGAGUCCCUGCUGUAAGAACGCUUGGUUUCAUAGAGACUGUUUACAGGUUCAAGCAAUAAACGCAGGAGUGUUUUUCUUUAGAUGUACACUAUGCAAUAAUACCGACAUCUUUCAGAAAGAGAUGUUGAGAAUGGGAAUUCAUAUUCCUGAAAAAGAUGCAUCCUGGGAGUUAGAAGAAAAUGCUUAUCAAGAGCUGUUGCAGAGCCAUGACCGCUGUGAUGUCCGAAGAUGUCACUGCAAAGAGGGCAGAGAGUACAAUGAACCUAACAGCAAAUGGGAAAUAAAGCGAUGUCAGUGUUGUGGUUCUAGUGGAACACACUUGGCCUGUUCCUCACUCCAGUCUUGGGAAAAAAAUUGGGAGUGUUUGGACUGUAGAAGAAUUGCCUACACUUCAGAUUUCCAAAAGGCCCCCAAACACCCAUUAGCCAACUCUACUAAUGUGACAGUUACUGACUGCUUGUUGGAAGAGUCGUCACCUAAGCUCCCCAGACAGUCAACUGUAGCCCAGCAGAAAGAACUACUGAGGCAAGGCAGCAAAUUUAGGAGAGACAUUUCAACAAUAUUGAUAGAGUUAGGAUUCCAAAUUAAAAAGAAAGCUAAGACAUUAUACAUCAACAAGGCCAAUGUGUGGAGGAGUGCAGUAGAGCAGUUCCAGAGCCAGAAGUUUAACCCUUCAUACUCCAUUGAAGUAGUGUAUGUUAAUGACAAGGAUGAGGUUGGAAGCAAGCAUCCUGGAUCAAAGCAGGAAUUUCUGAGUCACUUAAUGCACCAUCUUGAGAAUUCAUCAGUGUUUGAAGGGUCCUUGGCAAAGAACUUGUCUCUAAAUUCUCAAGCUGUGAAAGAGAAUCUUUACUAUGAAGCUGGCAAAAUGCUUGCCAUUUCUUUAGUUCAUGGUGGUCCUUCGCCAGGUUUCUUUUCUGAAACCUUGUUUAAGUGCCUUGCUUAUGGACCAGAAAACGCUUUACCAACUCUGGAUGAUGUUUCAGACCUUGAUGUGGCACAGAUUAUAAUCAAGAUAGAUACUGCAGCUGAUUUAAACAUUUUAAAAUCAGUAAUAAACGAAUACUAUAACUACCUAGAAUUUAGUGGAUGUUUAAGACUUAUGACAACAUUAAGUGAUAAAUACAUGUUGGUAAAAGACAUCCUUUUCUACCAGGUAAUUAAGAGAGUCAAAGCACCUUUUGAGAGUUUUAAACAGGGUCUGAAAACGCUCGGUGUUUUAGAGAAAAUUCAAGCUUACCCAGAAGCAUUUUAUAACAUCCUCUGUCAUAAACCUGAGAGUCUCUCUGCAAAAAACCUCAGUGAUCUUUUCACAAUCCACAAGUUACCAGAUGUAAAAACUUCGAGGUUUUGGAACAGUUACUUACAGGCUGUAGAGGAUGGAAAGUCUGCAACAACACUGGAAGACAUUCUUCAUUUUGCAACCGGUUGUAGUUCCGUUCCACCUACUGGAUUUAAACCCGCUCCUUCCAUUGAAUGUCUGCAUGGCGAUUUUCCUGUUGCGAACAAGUGUAAUAACUGUUUAGCUCUACCUGUCACCAACACAUAUGAGGAGUUCCAAGAAAAUAUGGAUUUUGCCAUAAGAGACUCUAUAAGACUAGAAAAGGAAGAAAGGUCUCACUUAUUACCUCGGACAUUAAAUGUUUCUUCUAAUGAAGAAAUGCUGUUUUAAAGGCUGCUAUUGAUACCUGUUCUUAUUCAUCACUUUUGGACACUGGCCAACCUCUUGGUGCAACAAAAAAUAUAUGACGUUUUCAAAAAAGGAUGGUUUGGCCUCUGAACCACUGAAGCUUUGGUCCAGACCUUCUAGUCAUGCUUGGUGAUAGCUGUCCAUGACUGCUGCCGUCGUAACGUCACUCCUUCCUAUUGGCUCUUUCCUACUGCUGUGCUUUCUUGAUAACUUCACGGUUUUAGAAUGGUCGUACAGACCGUUGAGCUGUACAGGAGCUCAGCUCUAUUAGCAUGACAUGGAAGAAUUGCCUUUGUAGGAUGACACUUUCCUAGUUCUGUGCAGUCAUCAAAUUUGUGUUGUUUUGUUUGUUCUGCUUCACUGUUGGUGGUUUUUUGUUUUGUUUUGUUUUGUUUUGUUUUCCUUCUACAUAGUCCUGGUUGUCCUGGAACCUGGCUAUGUAGAACAAGCUGUCAAAUUUCUUUUUUUAAAGCAUUAAAUAGAAAAGUUGGCUAAGUCGUCUCAUAAAUCAGAGAUAUCGUAAAUGUAUUUUAAUUAAGUGACCAAUACAACUAUCCAAUAAUGACUAAUUGGAAAUACUGUAUGAAAAGCAAAGCUUUACAAAUAAUUCUAGGAUCUAUGUGUCCUCCUUAAGCUUAAAAUCAUGGCUCAGGAGUUUUCAGGUGUCCUUGAAAAUACCUUAGAAUACCUUGUAUGGUCAGUGUGUCUCAUAUAUGAAACCAUCUUGGCGUCUGAAGAAUCUCUGAACUUUAAUAUGGUUUUGCUACAUAACAACUAUUUAUUAUUAAGAUUGUUGAAUGAUUGGUAAGAUCUCACCAUAGCAUUCUAUAGUUACCUUCUUUUGCUUUCAAAAGAUACCUUGUAUAAUCAAUGAAUGAAUUAUAAUUUAAAACUACAAAUUUAAAAAAUACUCUAAUUUUGCCACAUAGAGAUAAUAAUGUAUUUUGUAUAUUCUUUAUAAACUAUUUAUUUUUCAAUUUUUUAUUAUCUUAUGACAGGGUCUUCUAUAGAGCCCGACUGUUAUAAAUUGCCAUCUUCCUGCCUUAGUCACAGUCAUUGCUGGGGCUGUGACGUAUAUCAAUGUGCCUAGCAAUGGUUUUUUUUUUUGAGUAUAUGAAUGCUAUCUAGUGUAACAAGAAACCAUGUAAUAAAAUCAAGUUACGUACAGUCUCUUUUCAAGGCAUGAAUGCACACUCCUGCGAGAGACUAAGGCAGGAGGAUCUGGUAUGAUAGCCCAAGUUUAAAACCAUCCUGGGCUGCGGGAGACCCUGCUUAAUAAAGAAAUAAGUACAUGACCCACUCAUGGCAAUGUCUUCACACAUUAACACAAAGUAUGUGUUAGCUGUUGGUCAUGUAUUGUUACUCCCAAGAAACACAAGACUUAAAAGGGAUUUCAACCCCUUAAACAACAGGACUGACUUGGUAUUGGUAAUACCCUUCUUAAUACCAAAGGAAAACUCAGUUGUCAUCACAGUGCCGUUUUCUUGCUUACCUCAGAACCUUCCAAGUUGUAUGUAACAGAGCUAAUAAAGUUUCUCUUUAUCUUGAGCAUUUAGCAUGAAGGCAUUUCUUUAUCUUGUGUUACAUUUUGCUAGAUGUUUAAAAGUAAUUAAAUGAUCCAUCAUGAAUAACUUAAAUCUCGAACUCAACAGACAGCAUUUAUUCCAAGUGUGUUGAUAAGUUGGAUCUUUUGUUUACCCUGUUAGUUCCUACUGAGUUUUAAAGGCUGUUAAAUCCAUACAACUCCAAAAUGGUAUUUUUUAGCUUGCACUUUGAGUUACCUCCGCUCCUGACCCCCGGGAUAGUAACUAACACAAACACAAUCCUUAGAGUGUUGGGUGGGAUUAUAGAGUCUUGGACUGGCGACAAGUGAUUUUAUUGUACUUAAUCUAUACGUAAACAUGGCCUUGGGAGUGAGAUGGUCUGAAUAUUAAAGACUUAAAAUGGAACAUCAGAUUUCAGAAUGUCUUCUGGUUCAAAGCUUUUGUUGCAUGUUCUCUAGAUUAGUCUAUAUAUAUACUUGAGGCUUAACAGAGAAACUGCAAUGUUACUGUGUCAUGCUUGUUGUUCCUAUUUUGUUUUUUUAGUAUAGUUCUUAAAUUAGCAUACUUAGUUUUAAAAUUAUGAAGGGACAGUUUUAUGUUUGUCAUUUAUGUUUCCUCCUAAUUACAUUAGAAGCUUUUGGAACUUGCACAGUCAGUAUUUAUAAAGGGAUUGUAUAAUGGUAAGUUUUUCCUGGGACUUUCCUUUAGCGUUCAGUCAUAAGAAAAUGGUAAGAACUAGACUCUGUUGAUAAACAUGGUUACUAUUAUGUAUUUGUUAUGCUUCCUAUAAUGCAGCGUAAAGCAUUGAACACACACUUAAUGAAGAAUCACUUGAAUUUGUAUUAUCUAUAACUUGGGAAAUUUUGUAAUCCUUGAAAGAGACCCAGUUUUCAAGAUCUAUUUUGACCACCUUCAAAUACACUCUAAUACCAACUGUGUACCAGAUUCUGUGCUCUGAAAUAGUUUAUAAGUCAGCCUGUUUAAAAUGAAUCAAAAACGCACAGUGGUAGAAUGGUUUGUCUACCUAACUUGUGUAAGGCCUUGGGUUUAAUUUUAAACUAUGACCAAAACAUUAAAAAAAGGCAUGAACACUUAACAUUUCUAAGUAAAUGUUUUUAUAAGCCAUUAAAUGUGAAGUUGUGAAGUUCUCAUACAAACUAAAUAAACCUGUUGGGAAUCUAUCUUAAUUAGGAUUGCUAUUGCUGUGAUGAACUGAUUAAAAGCAACUUGGGAAGGAAAGGGGUUAUUUUCAUCACUUCCAUAUCACUGUUCCUCACUGAAGGAAGUCAAGGCAGGAAUCUGCAGGUGGAGGGUCAUACAGAGUGGUUGGUGCCUUCUGGCUUGCUUUCCACAGCUUGCUCAUUUGCUUUCUUACAGAUGCCGAGGCCACUAGUCCUGGGGUGGCACUGCAUACAGUGUCCGGGCCCUUUCCAUCAAUCACUAAUGGCUGUCCUACUUCCUUAUUUCAUGGAGACAUUCUCUCAGUUGAAGUUCUCUUUCUGGAUGUUUCUAGCUGUGUCAGAGAUCUAGUAAGGGUGUGAUGAUCUUUUAAUGCAGAUAUGUUUCUUUUCCUUCUUAUUAGUAUGUAAUUAUUUAAAACAGUGGCUAUCAUGACAUCUAAUAUUGGCAUACAUGCAUGUAAUGGGCUUUGGUCAUACUCCCAUUAUUACUUCAUCCCCUCCCCUGUUCCCAGAAGUGUCUUAAAAGUUUUAUUAAUGUGGGUAAGAUCCAAGAUCCUUUAUUCUCCUUGUCUGAGAGCACUUGGAACUCAAGAAAUGAACUGUCCUGGACUAUUUUUCUAUGAUAAAACUAUCUCCUAAUGUGGUUCAAUUAUUAAAGCCAAAAAAUCUGGAGUUAGAUAAACAGCUACAGUAAAUUUAACUCUAAAAUCAUGGUUUUUAUUCUCAUAAUAAUGCAGUAUAAAUAUCAUUCUUGGUCUUAGCUUUAAAUGAUUUAUGACUCUGAGGGAUAUAUUUUUCUUUAUAUGUUUAUUCCCUGCAUUACACACUAUUGGGCCGAAAUACACAAACAUGCACACUGUAUAAUGAUGUUCGGAUUGUCAGUAUUUUAUGAUAAUGUGCCUUAUAUAGUCUUGGAAGUUUGUAAUGCAACUGAAAUGGUAAAAUGACAAAUUUGUACUUAAAAGUGGAAUGCUCAGGUAAAUACGAUUAAACUCAAAAUGGAAGGUGGGAAAGACAUUCUGCUUCCAUGGACGCCAGAAUCAAGAAUACUUCCCCUACGACGCAAACUAUUAACUUUAGAUAGCCUGUUGUAACUUUAUAAAAAUAGUUAUCUUUAUAUCUGUCAAAUAGAGAUCAUGUUUUUAUUGUAAAAAAUGUGAUCUUGAUUUUAAAAAAUAAAUUAUUUGUAUAAUUUUGAAAGACAAGGUUUUCAAGGUAUGAUUUCAUCUCAGAAUCUGACUGCCUCAGAAUUAACCCCUAAUGCAAUGUCAUCGGUGGAUUCAUUUUGAUUGGUAAUAAGUUGUCAUUGUAUAUAUUUUUGAUAUUAAUAAAAUCUAUUUGUAAACGGUC